AUGGCUCAUAGGGCUCUAUUUCAGGUUAUUUUUACUGGAGCUCAAGUUUUUGGAAGAGCUUUUACUGAAGCUUACAAGCAAGCAGCAGUUCAAGCAAGUAAGCCCGGGGCCAACGCGGCAAGAACAGGUGCAGCCAAAGCCGAAUACGGCGGAAUUACGCUUGAUGAGAGUUGUAAGAUUUUGAAUAUCGAGAACGAGGCAGACAGAUCGAAUUCAGAAAAGAUCGAAGAGAGAUUCAAGUACUUGUUUGAUGUUAACGACAAGGAAAAAGGUGGUAGUUUCUAUUUGCAAAGCAAGAUAUACAGGGCUGCGGAAAGACUGAAAUAUGAGCUUGCAGAGCAGGCAAAACAGAAUGGCGACGGUAAACCAGCGCAGGACAGUUCAGAAAAGCCUCCGUCGGGAGGCUCAUGA
Molecule: messenger RNA, 411 nt
Organism: Lachancea nothofagi CBS 11611
Lineage: Eukaryota; Fungi; Ascomycota; Saccharomycetes; Saccharomycetales; Saccharomycetaceae
Source: the annotation of a GenBank genome assembly